UGUUACUUAUUGCCCUCAUACCUGAGCGACUCUAUUCAUGACUGCUAUCUAAUUAACACCAGAAAAUGCUCGAAAAGUGGAAUAUUUUGACUUGCACCUAUUUCAUGGGCGCAGCCAUCUUGGAUAGUUAAGCCAUUUCAGCCAAUCAGCUGUUGCCUCGUUCAGCACUUCGGUUGAUUGUGCACUUCCUGUGGUUUGCGAAGUACGUGGCGAAAAGAUGCGAUUUAUUUACUGAUCUUGUCCUGGUUUUAUCAUUAACUCCGAUCAGGGUCUUGUCAGCUUCAAAAUGUCAGUUACCAGAAGCUGGUCUCUACUGUUAGCUGUGCUAGUGGUGAAUUUCAUAGCUGUGUACUGUCAGGAGGCAGGGGUUCAACCAGAGCACUUGGAGGGACACCAGCAGACGCCAGAAUCAGGUGAGCUUAAACAAGAAUCGGUUGGGGAGACACAGCAUCAAAGUGGGGGCACAAGUGAUCAAGGUUUGCCUGUAGAUAACAGUCCUAAAGAUAACCGAGACUAUAAAGACAAUGUUGUUAAUGGGAAAGUUGAAGCAAUGGUUAUAAAAGAGUCUGGUGUGCAUCAGGGCCAGGAAGAGGUAGAACCAUCUUUACAUGAAGUGCCAAAAGAAAGAAAGUCUGAGGAGGUAGAAGAUGUGCUGCCUGAUGAAAUCACACCUGAAGAGUUGGCUCAUGAAAUGAGAGAAGAGCUGAAUGAACAAGUAAAAGGAUCGCAUACUGUCGAGGCACAUGUUGUUCCUGUUGAGGAGGUAUUACCAAAGAUGGUUGAGCCGCAUUCAACACCAGUAGAACAGAGUUUGAGCCGGGAAGGUGAUGACCAGACAAGAGAUGACGGUGUUAACUUGGCUCUUUCUCAAAACAUUGAUGUUGUUGAAGUAAAAGAAGACAUGUCUACCCUGUCUAAUGCAGGUCAGGAAAAGGGGGAUGUUAAAGAAAUUCCUAAUGAUGGUGUAACCCAGGAGGUGCCCAAAGGAAAAGCUGAUACCAAAUUACCAUCAGAAAAUAUGGGUGGGGAUGGAGUGCAAGUUGAGCCGUCAGUUGUUGAUGGGGCAAAAGAUGGUGAACCAAUCACUGUGGAUCCAGAUGGAAUGUCUUACGAACAUCACAUCGCUGAUCACCUUGAUACAACUGUUGAGGAACAAGUAGUCCAUGUGCGUGUGGUAGAUCAGUAUCCAGGUACACAAGAGCCUUCAGGGUCUACUGAUCCACCUCAAGAAGGAGGCGUCUCUUCAUCUGUGUCUGAGGAAGCUAGUCCAUUGGGGGACGAGUCUGAAGGUGGCACACAAGAAGAGAGCAGUACUGAGUCUUCAAAGAAACCAGCGUCUUCAGUACAGGUUGAGGAUGCUAUGAGACGGCCAGAAAGUGAAGUUAAUGUUGGUCAACAACAAACUGAUCAGGUUCCUGAAAGUCCCAGUGAUCCUGCUGAUGACAUUCUGUCCUCCCAGACACAGGUGAAUGAGGGUGGACAUGAAACGGUGCAGAAGGGAGGCAGUGGUGCUGAUAUGGCCCAAGUCGGAGAGGAUACUUCCCAGGGACCACUAGACACCAAUAACCAGGAUCAGCUUGACCGCAUGGACCACACCCUUGAACAGCCUCCACUUGAGAGUAUAGAGAUGGCACCAGUGAUGGAAGGAAUGGAGAACUUUGAGCAAGAAGAAACUGGUUCAGGCGAAACUCCAUCUGAACUGUUGAGUGCUGAGAAGCCGGUUGAACCAGAGGAGACAACCCCUGAGCUGACAGAAGAGGAGAAAAAACUCGCAGAAGAAGAGAGAAUAGCUGAGGAAUUCUACCAAAAGGGUGAAGGGAUUCUCAGGAAGCUUGGCAAGAAGAAUAUACCAGAGGCCUAUUCAUUCCUGCAGGCAGCUGCAAAACGAGGCCAUGAAAAAGCUUGGGAGAUGCUUGGCUAUGGUUUCCUAUUCGGAGAUGGAGUAACCCAGAAUGUCUCCAGAGCUCACGAGAUCUUUGAACCUCGCUCCAUCAAAGGAUUCCCAGGAUCUCAAAUGGGCCUGGGUUUUCUCCAUGCGACUGGCUUAUCCACAAACUCAAGUCAAGCAAAGGCACUGGUCUAUUUCACUUUCGCAGCUCUUGGAGGCAACCCGUACGCCCAGAUGGCAUUGGGUUAUCGCUACUGGGCUGGUGUUGGAGUUGAGCAGAAUUGUGAGUCGGCUCUGACAUAUUACAGGAAAGUCGCAACAAAAGUUUUUUCCCGUUCAGUUGCUGAGGAUGUGUCUUUAACGGGUGGCACGGUGGUGCAGAGAAUCCGGCUCUAUGAUGAGGCGGAGAACCCAAGCUCCAACAGCGGGAUGUUGGAUGAUGAUCUGAUACAGUAUUACCAGUUGCAGGCCAAGAACGGUGAUGUGCAGGCUCAGGUUGGCUUGGGACAGUUGUAUUUGCAGGGUGGACGAGGUGUCGAAGUCCAUCAUGAGAGGGCUUUCAAUUACUUCAGUCAUGCUGCAGAGGGCGGGAACUCCAUGGCGAUGGCUUUCCUUGGAAAGAUGUACUCCGAGGGCAGUGAAUCGGUGAAGCAAAACAACAUCACCGCCUACAAUUACUUCAAGAAGGCGGCAGAGAAGGGCAACCCUAUUGGCCAGAGCGGGCUCGGCCUCAUGUAUCUGUACGGUCGGGGAGUGGAGCAGGAUUACGCCAAGGCAUUUAAGUACUUCAGUAUGGCUGCAGAACAAGGAUGGGUCGAUGGGCAACUGCAGCUAGGCACUAUGUAUUUUAGUGGAAUGGGUGUGAAGAGAGACUACAAGAUGGCUCUGAAGUACUUCAACCUUGCCUCACAGUCUGGUCAUGUCCUGGCAUUUUAUAACCUUGCACAGAUGCAUGCCACUGGAACGGGAGUCCUUAGAGCAUGCCACACUGCCACUGAGCUUUUCAAAAAUGUUGCGGAGCGUGGCCGGUGGUCAGAGAAGUUGAUGGAAGCACAUGGCGCGUAUAAAGAUGGCAACAUUGACCUGGCGCUGGUCAAAUAUACCUUCAUGGCUGAGCUAGGUUAUGAGGUGGCACAGAGUAACGUGGCUUACAUCCUUGAUCAAGGUGAAACUGGUAUGUUCCAAAGAAAUGAAACAUAUUCAAGGGCAUUGCUUCACUGGAGUCGAGCAGCCUCACAAGGAUACACGAUAGCACGUGUGAAGAUAGGUGACUACCAUUACUAUGGUUACGGAACAGAGAUUGAUUACGAGACUGCGGCCCUUCACUACAGGAUGGCUUCAGAACAACAACAUAAUGCACAAGCCAUGUUUAAUCUUGGCUACAUGCAUGAGAGAGGCUUGGGGAUGAAGCAGGAUAUCUAUUUAGCCAAAAGAUUUUACGACAUGGCGGCUGAGACAUCGAUGGAUGCCCAGGUGCCAGUCGCUUUAGCUUUAUGUAAACUUGGUCUGAUAUAUGCCGCAGACUAUAUAAAUGAGAACUGGUAUCUCUACAAAGAGUUCGAUGUUCGACUUUUCCUUGGACCAUAUUGGGACAAAAUGUUAAUGACUUUCCUUGCUGGAAUUAUAGCUUUAAUCAUCUUACGAAAAGUACUUCAAUACGGACGAGGGACAUAGGGAAACGCAUCAUGAGAAGGCCACACUGUUUGUAUUAUUUGAUUCAGGGGUCCAUGGCUCUCGGAUCCUGGCUUUUGAGUUCAGUUGUUGCAUUUAUUUAUCGUAACUUAUUCUCAAAAAGAUGAGGAGGGGGGUUCCUCUGAUUAUUAUUUCUUGAACUCAAGUAGCUCCUUGUUAAACGAGACCAGCUCCUGAAUGGGUAAUACAAACUGAAUGGCCAGGAGCUAGUGUACAUAUGUAUUUAUCAGAAGAAGGGAUAGGUGGGUUCAAACGCUAACGAUUUUUUAAGCAAUUUUUUUAGAAGAGUCCUGCUGAAUUACUUCAGGGUUUAUGCUUGAUGAUAAUGUGUUUGUUAUAUGUGUCCUUUUGUUUUGGAAAUGUUGACGCGGAGAAGACAUGGGUGGAGGGCAAACACUAAAUUCAUUUAAAAUGAAAGCCAUUCAUGUAGGUGUACUUGCUGGUGGGCAAUUUUUGUUUCUGAAAAGCUCUCGGAUAGUAAAAUUGGCCUGGCGUGCAACCAAGUUGAUAUCAAAUUGAAACGAAAUAACAUCAGCUCCAUGCAAUUGGUGCCGUGAAAAUAAUCUACCAGUAUGUGUAGUUGUUGUCUUGGAGUGUAAAAGUUGUGACAAAUUUGCGCUAAAUCAAAACUUGACAAGUUUCCAUAAUCUUUCUUGAUCAUGUUGAUAUCAUUUUCAAAUCAUCCCAUUCUGACAUAUCGGGUCAUUUCACCGGCCCUCAUCGUAAACAUGCGGGGAGGAGUUUGCAAGUGGAUGUAAUCAUCUGCGCAUCUAUGUUAUUAAUCAUCAAACACUUGUGUGUCGGAUAUGUAAUCUUGUGGAGUUCCUCUGUGCACACUGAAUAGAAGUCAACCUUGACAUGUGAAGUGUUUCUGUUUUCACUUUUGGUGCCUCUUGACCAAAUGAAUGAAUGUGAAAGCUAUUGAUGUACAGUAUAUGUAUAUUUUUGUUAAAAUAAGACAAUGAUUUGAAAA
Lineus longissimus is the source of this 4553-nucleotide messenger RNA. RefSeq names its product protein sel-1 homolog 1-like. Bases 287 to 3562 code for a protein of 1091 amino acids. The record is from RefSeq and is a predicted model, not a curated record. The transcript is spliced from 15 exons. NCBI's taxonomy places the organism in Eukaryota, Metazoa, Nemertea, Pilidiophora, Heteronemertea, Lineidae. Gene Ontology annotation, biological process: ERAD pathway. Gene Ontology annotation, cellular component: endoplasmic reticulum membrane. Gene Ontology annotation, molecular function: protein binding.